Molecule: messenger RNA, 1749 nt
Organism: Mirounga angustirostris (Northern elephant seal)
Lineage: Eukaryota; Metazoa; Chordata; Mammalia; Carnivora; Phocidae
Gene: ST6GALNAC4
Product: ST6 N-acetylgalactosaminide alpha-2,6-sialyltransferase 4
Exons: 7
Coding region: 252-1232 (326 amino acids)
Biological process (GO): ganglioside biosynthetic process; oligosaccharide metabolic process
Molecular function (GO): alpha-N-acetylgalactosaminide alpha-2,6-sialyltransferase activity
Source: RefSeq, a predicted model, not a curated record
CAGCCUCCAGAAGCCGCAGCCCCGGUGCCGCCUCCGCCCCGGGGCUCCGGCUUCCCGCCCGUCCCGCCCCGUUUGCGGGCCAUGGAGCUCCGAGCAGCGGAUCGAGAGCAGCCGGAGCGCCCCAGCCCGUCCGCCUGAGCCCCAGGACCCAGCUCUGAGUUUCCGGAUCUUGGCAGGUGCCUGGCCCCCACCCCUUCCCAGCGCGAGCCCUGGAGACGGCAGCCAGGUGGCUGCUGAGCAGCGACAGCAGCAUGAAGGCCCCGGGCCGGCUCCUCCUCGUUAUCCUGUGCUCCUUGGGCUUCUCUGCCGCCUACAUCCUGCUGUGCCUCUGGGCCGGUGUGCCCUUCUGCCUGGCCUCCUGCCUGGACCCCCAGCCCUCCAUCAACUCCAGGCCCACUGUGCCGGGGCCCCUGCGCUUCAGCGGAUACAGCAGCGUGCCAGAUGGGAAGCCGCUGGUCCGAGAUCCAUGCCGCAGCUGCGCCCUGGUGUCCAGCUCCGGCCAGAUGCUGGGCUCGGGCCUGGGCGCCGAGAUCGACAGCGCCGAGUGCGUCCUGCGCAUGAACCAGGCGCCCACCGUGGGCUUUGAGGCGGACGUGGGCGGGCGCAGCACCCUGCGCGUGGUCUCGCACACGAGCGUGCCCCUGCUGCUGCGCAACUACUCGCACUACUUCCAGCACGCUCGAGACACGCUCUACGUGGUGUGGGGCCCGGGCAGGCACAUGGACCGGGCGCUGGGAGGCCGCACGUACCGCACGCUGCUGCAGCUCACCAGGAUGUACCCAGGCCUGCAGGUGUACACCUUCACCGAGCGCAUGAUGGCCUACUGCGACCAGGUCUUCCAGGACGAGACGGGCAAGAACCGCACUUCUGCCGCCUCCCCUGAGAAUGUUAGCACUGGCUGUGACAGGUUCCUGGCCAGCACAGGGCCCGGGAGGAGGCAGUCGGGCUCCUUUCUCAGCACUGGCUGGUUCACCAUGAUCCUCGCCCUGGAGCUGUGUGAGGAGAUUGUGGUCUAUGGAAUGGUCAGCGACAGCUACUGCAGGGAGGACAGCCACCCCUCGGUGCCUUACCACUACUUUGAGAAGGGCCGGCUGGACGAGUGUCAGAUGUACCUGGCGCAUGAACGGGCGCCCCGCAGUGCCCACCGCUUCAUCACCGAGAAGGCUGUGUUCUCUCGCUGGGCCAAGAAGAGGCCCAUAGUGUUCGCCCACCCGUCCUGGAGGACCCAGUAGCCCCGUCACCUGGCUGGCCGCCACGCCCUCACAGGGCCUCUGUUCCACACUCCACCAAAAACAUUUAAUUUAUGGAUCCUGUCUCCCGCCACAUGCCUCAUGGACCUAAGGUCCCUUCUUGCCCUACCCUGGGGACACUUGGAGUCCUUUCAGGGCUCCGGACUUGAUGGGGAGAAGAGGAGGACUGUGGCGACCUUUGCACCCUCCUCCACACCCCACUCCCUGAGUCAUCCAAAUCUUCGUUUGGGGGUUCAUCCCUUCUCUGGAUCUUCCAGUGGCCUUUGCCCCAGGGGUCAGUGCCCCGCCGCCAUUCACCAGCAUCGUGAUCUUUGAUCUUGCAAUAGCCCUGGUCCCUCUUCACUCUCCCCCCUCCACUGCCUUUGGCACCACACUACCCAGGCUCGUUGCCCUGGUCAGGGCAGCCCGCAGCUUGCGGUUCAUUGGGCAAAGGGGCCUUUGAACUGUGACUGCCAGGGCCACCUCUGGAGUGUACGGGUAAAUAUGUGUUUUCUGGAAA